AUGAUGUUCAUCAACUCGGGACUCCUUGCUGUUGCAGCCUUACUCAGCUCGGUAUGGGCCGUCCCGAUCUCCACCCAGGAACUGUCAGACAUGGCCGCGCAGGGCUACCGCCUCCUCGAUCUCUCCCCGGACACUGAGCCGGUCUGGAAGACCGAGGCGGAGAAGCUCGAUCUCAUGCGCGCCGGUAUUCACUUUUUCGAUGUGACGGAGGUGUACGACCCCACAGAAGACAAUAGCCACGCCACUCUCUCUGCGCUCGCGGAGAAGGCCACCUUCCCCUCACCCUCCCACUCGUCGGCGGUCACGCCGAUCCUGAACACGCUUUCCACCUCCAACAUGAACAGCUGGCUCUCGACCCUCACAGCCUUCAACAACCGCUACUACACCAGCACCACCGGCAAGCAAGCGUCCCAGUGGAUCUACGACACCCUUGCCUCGAUCACCGCCAGCCGCAGCGACAUCACCGUCUCCAAGUUCACGCACUCCUGGGCGCAGUUCUCCGUCAUCGUCCACGUCGCCGGCAAGUCCUCCGGCGCGCUCACCGUCGUCGGCGCGCACGAAGACUCGAUCAACCUCAACUCGCCCUCCUCCGGCCGCGCGCCCGGCGCGGACGACGACGGCACCGGGACCGUCAACCUCAUCGAGGUCCUCCGCGCGCUCAUCGCCGCGGGCUGGCAGCCCGCGACCCCCGUCGAGUUCCACUGGUACUCGGGCGAGGAGGCCGGCCUGCUCGGCUCGCAGGCGAUCGCCCAGAGCUACAAGCGCGCGGGGACGAGCGUGAAGGCGUUCAUGGAGCUCGACAUGACCGGCUACUUCCAGCCCGGCACGAAGGAGGUCAUCGCGCUCGAGGCGGACUACGAGGACUCGGGCGUCACCAAGUUCAUCCAGCAGCUCGUCGACACGUACUCGAAGCUCGACUGGGCGAUGGACGAGCCCUGCGGGUACGCGUGCUCGGACCACGCGAGCUGGUACAAGCAGGGGUACGCGACCGGGAUGCUCUACGAGGCCAUCACGGGCGAGGACAACCAGCGCAUCCACGGCACGGGCGACCUGACGAGCGUCAGCGGCUUCUCGUGGGCGCACUCGCUCGAGUUCGCGAAGGUCGCGCUCGCGUUCGUGUACGAGCUGUCCGCGUAG
Messenger RNA from Epithele typhae, 1137 nucleotides. Its product is annotated as Zn-dependent exopeptidase. The transcript is spliced from 5 exons. Gene Ontology annotation, molecular function: metalloexopeptidase activity. Gene Ontology annotation, biological process: proteolysis. The record is from RefSeq and is a predicted model, not a curated record. Bases 1 to 1137 code for a protein of 378 amino acids. NCBI's taxonomy places the organism in Eukaryota, Fungi, Basidiomycota, Agaricomycetes, Polyporales, Epitheliaceae.